AUGGCCAUAUGGAUCUCUCCUUGGCCAGUGAAGAGGCUGGCGGGCGUAGGUGGCGUCCAACUUCUCGCCGUUCUUUUGCUGGUUCCCAACCUGCGGGUCACUGGCUCUUUGCUUGAGGAUUUGAUAGUUAAACGUGCUGAAUAUCGGGAAAACUGUAGCAGAAGCCUGGCAGCUACCCUACAUACUGUAACUGGAAUUUACUGCAAUGGAACAGUUGAUGUUUUUGCCUGUUGGCCACAUUCAUCUCCUGGGAAAGUAUCAGUCCCCUGUCCUUCAUAUUUACCCUGGAUUAAAGAAGGUUUCUCUGGGAGUGUCUAUAAGAUCUGCACAGUGAACGGAACCUGGAAAAUAUUGGAGAACUCCAGCACCGUCUGGCAGGAUCAGUCAGAAUGUAAAGACUCCAACUUUUUCAAAAACGAGGAAAAUGAGUUAUUCCGACAGGCGAUACUAAGGGUCGUCUCCAUCGUUGGCUACUCGUUGUCCUUGUCAUCCCUCUCCUUAGCUGUGCUUAUUAUGGGCCUACUGAGGAAGCUUCACUGUACAAGGAACUACAUCCACAUGAACCUCUUUGUGUCAUUCAUGCUGAGAGCAAUGGCGGUCAUUACUAAAGAAAUCCUGUUACACAUCAUGUACUCCAACCUGCCCAAGAAUGAAUCAGGAUGGAACGGAUAUCUGGAUUCAACGAGAGCUUGGAUCUGCAAAGCCUCCAAGGUGUCCAUGCAGUAUUUUGUGGGCUGUAAUUACUUCUGGCUUCUGGUGGAGGCCAUUUUCCUCCACACUCUGCUCUUCACCGCCGUGCUGACCAAGAGGCGGCUGCUAAAGAGAUACAUGCUGGUAGGAUGGGGAACUCCAUUUUUGUUUGUAAUACCUUGGAUGGUGCUUAAAAUCCUGUAUGAAAAUAAGGGCUGCUGGGUCAUAACUAACAGAUGGAUCUGGUGGAUCAUUAGAGCUCCGAUCACACUGUCAGUCCUUGUGAUUUUCUGUAUAUUUCUCAGGAUCAUAAAACUCUUACUCUCAAAGUUAAAAGCUGAUCAGGUGAAAUUUACCGACUACAGAUACAGUUUAGCAAGAGCAACAAUGGUACUGAUUCCGCUUCUUGGAAUCCAUGAAAUAGUUUUCACAGUAUUUAUAGAUGAAACGAUCGAGGGGAGUCACCGCUAUGUACGAAAUUUCAUCCAUCUAACCCUGAGCUCCUUUCAGGGUUUUCUGGUUGCUGUUUUGUACUGUUUCGCCAAUGGGGAGGUCCGAGCUGAGCUGAAAAACAGGUGGCAGGUCUUUCUCUUCACCAACCACCUGGACGACCACAAAUGCUUCGCCUGCAUGCACCCCAAAUAUCUAUGGAAGAAGUCUCAAAAAGGACCAGGACACCCGUCGAAUCACAGCGACUCUUACGAGGACAGAAGCCACGUCCCCACGCAGACUCAAAUCACUCAAGUGACCAUCCAGUCGGGGGUAGAGGUGUCCAGCGGGCAGUGCUCAGGGAUCGAGUUCUGUACCAGAAAGAGUCUGUCCAGCAGCGAUGGGGACAUGACUCUCGGAGAGACCAUGGAGGAGAUUCUGGAGGAAAGUGGGUUUUAACUGUAAAGACUAAUUGAGCAGGAUUUGUUAAUUACAGGAAACUUUUAAUAUGGAUUGUCCUUAAAUAUAAGUUACAUACAGAAAUGUAGCACAUGAACACUUAUGAUGCAGUAAAAAGUAUUU
Trichomycterus rosablanca is the source of this 1701-nucleotide messenger RNA. RefSeq names its product glucagon-like peptide 2 receptor. Gene Ontology annotation, cellular component: plasma membrane. Gene Ontology annotation, biological process: cell surface receptor signaling pathway; adenylate cyclase-modulating G protein-coupled receptor signaling pathway. The record is from RefSeq and is a predicted model, not a curated record. Gene Ontology annotation, molecular function: glucagon receptor activity; peptide hormone binding. Lineage: Eukaryota; Metazoa; Chordata; Actinopteri; Siluriformes; Trichomycteridae. The transcript is spliced from 13 exons. Bases 1 to 1578 code for a protein of 525 amino acids.